This is a messenger RNA of Entamoeba invadens IP1, 2172 nucleotides long. RefSeq lists its product as hypothetical. The record is from RefSeq and is a predicted model, not a curated record. The transcript has 6 exons. Bases 1 to 2172 code for a protein of 723 amino acids. Lineage: Eukaryota; Evosea; Mastigamoebida; Endamoebidae.
AUGUUUGCUCUUGUUCUUGCACUUGUGUUUGCUCAAAUCAACGCAGAGAAGUCUAACCCCGACUGUUCGACAGCAUCUUGUGUUUCUUGUAACUCUGGAUCGGACAAAUGCGUUGAAUGCAAGACCAAUUAUAUUUUGAGUGAUGGUAUUUGUAUUCAUAAGAGUGAGGCACACUGUGAUCAGGUCUAUCAAGGCAAUUGCGAGCAGUGUGAGACUGGUUAUCAACUUGAUGCAACAACAAAGAGAUGUGUUGAGGGCGAUUAUGCAUGCCAGCAAUACAAUGCCGAUGGCACAUGUUCAUCGUGUUCAUUCAAUUACAAGUUUGUUGACGGCGUUUGUACACAGUGUGCUGAAGUUGCACAUUGUUCUGCAUACGAUGACAAUUGCACGUGCACUGAUUGUUUCCUCAAUUACCACCCAUCUGUUGAUCACCUCUGUGAGACACAGGACAUCUACUGCAUCAACUACAGAUUGGUCGACGAAGCGUAUCAGUGCGAUUCAUGUGUCACUGGCUACUAUUUGGACCAAACUACCAAGACGUGUCACCAAGGCGGUGAUGUGACGUGUGCACAAUACACGUUCUCAGCUGAAGGAGACGCGGAGUGUUCUGCAUGCAUUCCGGGGUAUGUCUUGCUGGGUAAUAAGACGUGUCAAACAACAGAAGACGUCUUUGGGGAACACUGUCUGUUCUCGUCAACAAACAGUGAGUGCUCACAGUGCGAUGAUGGGUAUUAUGCCUCUGAAAUGACUUGCAAAUUGUGUAUUGAGCACUGUAAUGUGUGUGCUUCUGAGGAGUGUACAACGUGUGCUGACGCGUUUGUGUACGACAAUGAAACAAAGAAAUGUGAAACGUGUUCUGAAGGGUGUGACACGUGUACUUCAGAGUCUGGCAUUACCACAUGCACUGUCUGUUUAGCUGCGUACAUUUUACAGACAAAUGGUACUUGUCUUAUGAGUUCCAACCCUGCGUACACAUGCAGUGAUGUUGCUGCAACAGCAGAGGAAUGUUCAGUAUCUGGCCAAAAUUGUGUUUUUGAAAGUGUCUCAGAGAAUAUCACUUUAUGUUUGUAUAAAGGAAGCAAUUGCACGACUUGGGACGACACUGGUGCUUGUUCUAAAUGCUCUGAAAACUACAAAGUGAGUGUUGAGAAUCCACAAGUGUGUGUCCCACACACAUCCAAUUGCAAGACAUACAGCACCAAUCUCGACAAUGUAGUGAAGUGUGUUGAAUGUGCCGAUGGAUACUUCAUGAACGACGACUUCACGUGUUCAAAGUGUGGCGACAUGUGUUCUGAUAAAUGUGAAUACAAGGAGAAUUACUGCCGCGAUUACACGUGUUCUGAUUUCAUGUGUAUGACAUGCAGUGAGAGUGCAACAAAGUGCGACAAGUGCUAUUACAACAAAGUGAGCGACAACAAGUGUGGCCCAAUCGUAUGUGGAGAGCCGCUGGCUGAUGGCAAUUGUGGUGUUUGUGUCAAGUACUCAGAAGAGACUAAAGUGGUGAGUCAAUACACAGACCCAACAACGGUGCCAGUCUCUAUCGAAUAUUACCUGCCUGGUCAAGAUUUGAACUGUUUUGACAAUGAAGAGUCAAGUAGUGCAGUAGACAACAGCAGUGUAGACGUGUCCAGUGGUAUUGAUAAUUCCAGUGUUGAAAGUUCAGACAACAGUCAACAAAAUAGUUCUGAGAAUAGCAUUGAAACCAGUUCAACUACCAGUUUAGAGAGCUCUGAUAACAGCCAAGAAGACAGUUCUGUUUCAAGCCAAGAUGUCAGUUCUGAAAAUAGUCAAGCAAGUUCUGAAAGUAGUCAGGUUGAGAGCUCAGACAAUACUUCAAGCAACAUCCAAGAAAGUUCAGAUAGCCUUGAAAAUAGCUCUGAAAACAGUCAACAAGACAGUUCUGAGAAUAGUAUAGAAACCAGUUCAACUGCUAGUUUAGCAAGUUCUGAUAACAGCCAAGAAGAUAAUUCAACUAACAGUGAACACCAAAGCUCAAAUAAUACAACUUCUGAUGGUGAUAAUGAUUUGACUUGGUUGUGGAUCACUUUGGGUGUCAUUGGAGGACUUUUGGUCAUCAUUGUAAUUGUUGGGGCAGUCAUAGGUGGUGUCUAUUGUAUGAACAAAAGUAAAUCUUCAGAGUAUAAUAUGAUGAAUGAGCACAUUUUUACUUGA